AUGGACCACAGAUUGUUUGAUGUAACUCUCACGGGAGACGUAACAACACUUGAGUUGCUCCUUCAAGAAGAUCCACUGCUUCUCGAGCGUCUCUCUCUGUCGUCUCCAGAGAAUCCUCUCCAUGUCUCAGCCCUUGCCGGAAAAGCCGCCUUCACAAGAGAAAUCUUGCGUCACAAGCCAGGUUUAGCUCUGGAGCCGAACCAACAAGGGUUAAGCCCUCUUCAUAUUGCUUCAGCCUCAGGGGAAAUAGAAGUUGUGAGAGAGCUCCUAAGUAUUGUACGGAAACGUGAUCUCUGCUUCUUGAAGGAUAAAGACGGUUUGAUUCCUCUUCACUGCGCAGCACAAAGAGGAAGAAUCGAGGUCAUAAAAGAGCUGGUUUCGUCUUUCCCUGAAUCUCUCGAGGAAGUAACUGCUUCUCUUGAGACCGCUCUUCAUGUUGCUGUUAAGAACAAUCAAAUUGAAGCUACAAAGUUGUUGCUGGAAGAGAUCAAGAAUCGUAGCAUGUCGCGUGGAAUUGUUAACCAAGAAAAUCGAGAAGGCAAUACAAUCUUACAUCUUGCAACACUUGGGAAACAGCUUCAGAUUGUGGAGAUGUUGAUUGGUGAAGAAGCAAUAAUGCGUGGAUCGGUAGAUGUAAAUAAACAAAACAGAAACUGGUUAACACCAAAGGACAUUCUUGACGUGGUUAUUGAAACCGAAGGAGGAAGUGUUUCUGAAAUGUACAAAGUUGUUCAAAUCUUUCAGACAGCUGAAGCAAAGAACGCAAAGGAGAAACGCAAAACCCUUAAACCAGUUCCUCAUAGCAAAUCUCCUUGUCGUAGGAUACGGGAUUUUCUAGACUACGAGAUUACUAAUUCCACAAAUGAACAACGCGAUACUCUAAUGGUUGUUGCAACACUCAUAGCAACACUUACAUUCACUGGAGUCCUUCAGCCUCCAGGAGCUUUCAGAAGUGAGGACUCUAAUGGUGGCUCUGGUUCACAGAACAACACAACAACGUCACCAGCGCGAAUUAUAAACACCAUCUUCGGUCCCAGGAACAGCACUGCAGGACAAGCAAUCAUGGCGAGCAGACCCCUUGACUUCACUCUCUACGCUUCCUUCAACGCGAUUGGCUUCUUAGCUUCGGUUACAAUGAUCUCUCUGCUCACCAAAGGGUUCCCUCUGAGAAAUUGGAUGAGGCUUUGCAUUAUCUCAAUUGUGGCUACUUAUUUGAUUGCAAUCUUCUAUAUAGCACCAGAUGAGGAUAUAUUUUGGCUUGUGGUUCUAGGGCUAUCGUCGCUCUUGGUUCUUCGUGAGCUUUAUCUCUUCAUCAAGUCGUUGCUCCAAGCGUUUUCGAUUGCAACAGUCUCUAGUUCUGUUCUUAGUUGA
Messenger RNA from Eutrema salsugineum, 1371 nucleotides. Its product is annotated as ankyrin repeat-containing protein BDA1. The record is from RefSeq and is a predicted model, not a curated record. The transcript is spliced from 2 exons. Gene Ontology annotation, molecular function: protein binding. The coding region runs from base 1 to 1371 and encodes 456 amino acids. NCBI's taxonomy places the organism in Eukaryota, Viridiplantae, Streptophyta, Magnoliopsida, Brassicales, Brassicaceae.